AUGUUCCGACAACCCCGCCGACCUGGACCCGCGGCAAAGGCUACAUUACAGCUCACUGCCUCCCAGAACGAGCGACCAAAACCACUACAGGAUUGGAUUGUUGCAUGCACAGGCUACACCAAGGACGAGAGGGAUGCGGCCGGAAAGAGAGUGACAGCAUUGGGAGGCACGCUGAUAGUAUCAAUGUCCAACGAUACUACAGUGUUAAUUGCAACGAAAACAGGAUCACCCAAAUACAAGAUCGCAUAUGAACUGGACAUCCCUGUUGUAAAACCUGACUGGCUGGAUCAAGUAGAAUCAUUAUGGGGAACAGGAUACCCAGUCGACGCCAAAAAGGUCUUUGACGAAUGCCGAUUAGGACCGUUCCAAGGAUGUUCAGUGUGCAUUACAGGACUUAAUCAUGACGUGCGGAAUAUCAUCGAGAAGGACGUUGUCCAAUACGGAGGACGCUACACAGCGGACCUUUUAAAGAACCAAACGACGCAUCUGAUUUGCGACUUUGGGAUAGGAAACAAGUACAGGUCGGCCGUCUCCUGGGGUGGCAUCAAAUGUGUUACGAUUAACUGGUUCAAGGACACCAUUAAGACCCUGGAACGCGCCGACGAAACUCUGUAUCCUCCCCCGACAGAAGAAACCAAUGUACCAUCAAGGAGCGGCAGCGGAGCAGGAAAGCGGGACCUGGCUACAGUUGACGAGCUGACGCUGGACCCUGUGAUUUUUGACCCACCAAACAAUAUGUACAUGGAAGCAUGUCAGAUCUUUCUGUGUCCGUCCUUCUCAAUAGAGGAGGUAGCUCAGUACAAAAAGAUCAUUCGGCUGGCCGGAGGGAUCCAUAUCACAGAGUACGAUCAUCGUGAAGUAACUCAUAUCGUGGUUCCCUCGAACAAGAUGGAGGCAAGCACGGUGGCAUUUCUCAAUGCGGAUGAGGAACUGCCAUUUAUUGUUCACCAGCAUUGGCUCCGUCAGUCGAAUCGGGAGGGCAAGCUUGCCCCAGAGUCUGAACACAUUGUCCCCUUCCCCACGCGUACAGAGAACGGACAGCCAAAACCAGUACGGAUGGAAGGCGCCACCACCUGGACUCUGGAUGCGGCAGUAGCGCCCAAGGACAAAAAUCGGACGAUCACCAGUACAGCAACCCUUCGUUCGAAACCUCUCCUCAAGUCCUCCGCAACUUAUGGACUCAACGAUGUGAGGUCUCCCAACACAGAUAGCCCGCCAUCCACGCCCUCUGACAAAACUACCAGACUUGCCUCACCUUCAUCGACAUCACCUGUGCAAACAAGGCAAGGUCUUCGGGAAAGAACCCACUCGGGACUUUUGACUCAAGCUCUGGGUGACCUCUCGAUGGUGGCGUCAACUCCCUUUCAAGUCACCCAAGAUCUCUCUCUGACAAUGAGAGCAGCUGAUCUCAACCUGGAAGAAAGCGACGACGACGAGAGGGUCAAGGAAGAGCCAGUGCUCAAUAUAUUCGCUGGGCUCUACAUCACCACUCGAGGCUGCAGCAAGAAACUGGAAGAGUUUGUUCGCAAAGAAGCCGGAGCCUGUGGCGGAACUUAUUUUGAUGAUGACCCGCCCCUUGUUGCAAAGAACAAGAUCAGAACAGUGGUCCCAAUGAGGACAAAACUGGAAGAGACUCAAGGAUUUCCUGGAGUGGUGGUGACAAGCUGUUGGUUUGAGAGAUCGGUGGCAGACGAAAAGAUUGUGGGCUGCGCGGAUCAUUUUCUGUUUGCUCCAAUGAAGUCAUUCCCGAUUGAAGGCUUCGAGGACCUUUACAUCUCCACCAGCGGGCUGGAUAUAACGGAGCACACACACGUCGAACGUGCAGUCAAGCAACUAGGAGGUCACUUUCACAAAGAUCUCGAGAAGGGCGUCACCAACCUCUUAAUCACUGACAGACCUUCGGGUCCCAAGUUCGAGCAUAUGGCAAGGAGCCGGCUCCCCAUUGUCAGGAUGAGCUGGCUUCAGAGAUGCAUUGAAGAGGGUGUAUGCUUGCCAUCUGACGACUUCUUUCUAGUACCAGUGCGUCAUUCGGUAUCUCAAGGUUCUGGCGAGUACGAUGACACCUCCCUGUAUGAUACAUCGGUGGUCCCAACACAGUCUGGGAUCCCUUCUUCGACACCCCUCGAUGGCCUUACUAUCUGCAUACCCAACCGCGUAGUGGGCAACGUGGAUGAGAUGAGGACUUUGUCCAAAAAGUUGGGCGCUCGGGUCUGCACAUCCUACAACUCCAGCAAUACUAGCAUGACUCAUCUCGUUCAUCAUGGCAAGAUCUCUACGACUGUGGUACGGGAUGUUCGAGCUGCUAACAAUGCUGGAGUGUGUGUCAUCGCGCCCAGCUGGUUAUACAAGGCGGAUGAAACUGGACUGCGCCCACCAGAGCAGGAGCAUCCAGAAGUAUACGGAACAGAAACCAUGGUCUACAAGGACUUGCGGCAGUCUUUCACAUCCCAGACCAUGCCUCCACCCUCAGCACCACCAAUAAAACGCAGUCAGCAGUCGCAGUCGGCCCCUGUUACGCGGCAAGGAUCGAGUUCGACUCCGAGGGUAACAGCAAGCGGGAAAACGAGCAUAGGCAAGGCGCGACCAACUUUAGUAAAACCUCGAUGGAGUACUCCCUCCAACCAACAGGAUGCCAGCCAAACAUUUCAAGGAACGGCAGCCGGAAAACUGAGCGUCAAGUUCAAGUCAGAGCCGAUAAUACCGGUAUCCCAAAACUUGAAUCUCACCGCAUCAGGGCCUGCUCCGGAUAUCUACGAUCAAGAUAUUAGCAUGCCGGAGGCUAUGGAGCAGGACAUUCAGGAGCAUCCGGACGUGCCUGCGGUAUGGCAGCCAGCGGCAUACACAUCUUUGCCCCGAGAUCAAUUAUCUCGAAAACGACGGAGAGCGCUGGGUCCGUCGGAGGAUUCUCAAGCCUCGGGAGCAGACGCGUCUAAGAGCUCAGGAGUCGAUGUCCCAACGGAGGACGAUUACUACAGAGCAUCACAAGACGAGGAGGCGAGAGAGUCCAAGGAUGUUGUGCAUUGGGUUGAUACGGAUGAAAGGGAGAGGAAAAGGAAGCUUAUGGAAGACUUGGGAUACAAGAACACAUCCUCCCUUUUCGCUCACCCAACCGACCAACCCAUCAGCGAGAGGAACGAUCCAGACCCAGGAACACAGCUUCGCCCAGUCAAGUACUUUCUUCUUUCAGGAAUCGGUGCCGAACAUCGCGAUGCGUGCAAGAAAACGAUUCGAGCCCUGGGUGGUAUCGUUCUGGAGGAUGUGACGUCAACGUCGGAGGAGUGGCGUAAGAAGUGCACACACUUGCUCACGAACGGAGACAACCCGCCCAAGACGGCUAAGAUGGUGAUCGCACGGUCUCGACGCGCCUCGAUCCUGACAAAGUCGUACAUGCUUGCCUGCGAGCAGGCCGGUGCCUAUGUGGAUGAGGAGCCGUAUCGCGUGCACUACUAG
Linnemannia hyalina is the source of this 3450-nucleotide messenger RNA. NCBI's taxonomy places the organism in Eukaryota, Fungi, Mortierellomycota, Mortierellomycetes, Mortierellales, Mortierellaceae. The record is from the annotation of a GenBank genome assembly.